Messenger RNA from Panthera uncia (snow leopard), 1416 nucleotides. RefSeq names its product dipeptidase 1 (gene DPEP1). The transcript is spliced from 11 exons. The coding region runs from base 184 to 1416 and encodes 410 amino acids. Gene Ontology annotation, biological process: proteolysis. The record is from RefSeq and is a predicted model, not a curated record. Gene Ontology annotation, molecular function: metallodipeptidase activity. Lineage: Eukaryota; Metazoa; Chordata; Mammalia; Carnivora; Felidae.
AGUAAAACAGAAACAACCCCCAGCCCUCAUGAGCUGGAAGCGGCAAGCAAGCAACAGAGACAGACGCGCCGUCCUGUCCACGACCAGCUCCUUCUAGCCUUGGCCGGACCCCACACACAAGCCGGCCAGGCGAGGCCAGACGUGCCAGAGCAGUGCUCGAAGCAGGCCCCUGGACGCUGUGUCAUGUGGACCAGCUGGUGGCUCUGGGCCCUGGUGGCCGUCUGCACUGGAGACCAGUUCCGGGAUGAGGCUGAGAGAAUCAUGCGGGGCACACCUGUCAUUGACGGGCACAAUGACCUGCCCUGGAGGCUGCUGACCAUGUUCAACAACCGGCUUCAGAUCGAGAGGGCCAACCUGACGAGCCUUGCCAACACACACACCAACAUCCCCAAGCUGAGGGCUGGUUUUGUUGGGGGCCAGUUCUGGUCUGCGUACACGCCCUGCGACACCCAGAACAAGGAUGCCGUGAAGAGGACCCUAGAGCAGAUCGACGUCAUCCAACGCAUGUGUCAGAUGUAUCCGGAGACCUUUGUGUGUGUCACCAACAGUGCAGGCGUCCGGCAGGCCUUCCGGGAGGGGAGGGUGGCCAGCCUUGUCGGCGUGGAGGGCGGCCACUCCAUAGACAGCAGCCUGGGCGUCCUGCGGACACUCUACCGCCUGGGCAUGCGGUACCUGACCCUCACCCACAGCUGCAAUACGCCGUGGGCUGACAACUGGCUGGUGGACACGGGAGAGGACAAGGCUGAGAGCCAAGGCCUGUCGCACUUUGGCCAGAGUGUGGUGAAGGAGAUGAACCGCCUGGGGGUCAUCAUCGACCUGGCCCACGUGUCCGUGGCCACCAUGAAGGCUGCCCUACGCCUGUCCACGGCCCCCGUCAUCUUCAGCCACUCCUCGGCCUACAGCCUGUGCCAGCACCGGCGCAACGUGCCCGACGACGUGCUCCGGCUGGUGAACCAGACGGGCAGCCUGGUGAUGGUUAAUUUCUACAACGACUACGUUUCCUGCAGACAGGAAGCCACCCUGUCCCAAGUAGCAGACCACCUGGACCACAUCAAGAAGGUGGCAGGAGCUGGAGCCGUGGGCUUUGGCGGGGACUUUGAUGGUGUUUCAAGGCUCCCCGUGGGGCUUGAGGAUGUGUCCAAGUACCCAGACCUGGUGGCUGAGCUACUCAGGAGGCGGUGGACAGAGGCGGAGGUCAGGGGCGCCCUGGCCAACAACCUGCUCAGGGUCUUUGAGGCAGUGGAACAGGUGAGCGAUCACACACAAAGUCCUGAAGAGGAGCCCAUCCCGGCGGCCCAGCUGCAGGCUUCCUGUAGGACGAUGUACGGCUACUCAGAGGCCCCCAGCCUCCACCGGCAGCCAGGGGCCCUGCUGGCCUCCCUCACUACCGUCCUCCUCGGCCUGGGCCUUCUGUGA